GCUUAUCUUCAAUAUUAUGAGUAGAGGCUUUCCUGUCUUCUUCCUACAAGAAGAAGAAGAAGAAGAAGAAGAAUAUGUUGUUUUCUGUUACCCAUUUGCGAGGAAAUCGAGAUGUUCAUCCUCAAAACCAGAUCUUUUCUCUUGAUCGGCUCCUCUGCGACGAGGAGAGAGUCGAUUCCGAUGAUUCCGGUGGUUGGUUUCGUUUCGAGAAUCUGAAAAAGCCCUCUCCUUUAUUCGAAUCUGACCUUUCCUGGGAGGACGACGAGCUAUUGACUCUCUUGUCGAAAGAAAGGGAGCUGUGUCAUGGUUCUGGGGUUCUUGAUUUGGAUGGCCCUUUAAUGGCGGAUAGAGCUGAGGCUCUGGACUGGAUGUUUAAGGUUGUCGGACACUAUGGGUUCAGCGCCUUAACCGCUGUUUUGGCAGUGAACUAUUUCGAUAGGCUCAUUUGUGGCGUUUCCUUCCAGAAGGAUAAGCCAUGGAUGAGCCAGCUUGCUUCUGUGGCUUGUCUUUCUAUUGCUGCAAAAGUAGAGGAGAUUGAUGUUCCCCUUCUACUAGACUUCCAAGUGGUGGAUUCGAAGUAUAUGUUUGAGGCAAAGACUAUUCAGAGAAUGGAGCUUCUGAUUCUCUCUACCCUUAAGUGGCGGAUGAAUCUGGUGACUCCGAUCUCCUUUUUUGACCAUAUUGUUAGGAGAUUCGGAUUUAAGGCCGACUUGCAUCAUGAAUUUCUGAAGAGUUGUAACCAUAUCAUUCUUUCUGUAAUUGCUGAUUAUAGGCUAUUGGAUUAUCUUCCGUCUGUUAUUGCUACUGCAAUCAUGUUAAUAGCUUUUGAAGAGAUUGAACUUUGCAAUGCUGCUGAAUACAAUGAUGAACUGAUCUCCAUACUGAAAGUCAGCAAGGAAGAGGUAGAUGAAUGCUACAAGGUUAUUCUUGAGGCAUAUGGUUGUGAUGGAGACACACAUUACCAAAACCGUAAACGCAAAUAUGAAUAUGUACCCGGCAGUCCUGAUGGUGUAUUUGAUGCAUAUUUCAGCUGUGAAAGCUCUAAUGAUUCAUGGGCAUUCGCUCCAUCAGUUACUUCCUCACCAGAAACUCUCCACAAGAAGAGUAGAUCUUAAGACCAGCAAAUGAGAGUGGCUUCGCUAAGCAAUGCCCAUGGUUGUGGCUAGCAGUUGUCAAUUCAUCUAGUGUUUCAGCAAUGGUACUACUUGAUCUUCUUCUUUUAGCUGUGUUCUCCUGAAAUGUGAUGGAAUUCUAUGACAUUCAAUAUGCUUUCACUAGACUUUCAACUAGAUUCAUCACUCAUGUGACUUCGUGGAGGUCUCUAUGGAGAAUGAACGGCAGCAUUAUCCACUCCUAUAUGUAUUUAUUUGUAAGCUAGACUGAGUUUGGAAAUGAAAUUCAUGGAGCCUUUUUUUACUGACUCGCAUCUCUUGAAUGGUU
Messenger RNA from Cuscuta campestris, 1440 nucleotides. Lineage: Eukaryota; Viridiplantae; Streptophyta; Magnoliopsida; Solanales; Convolvulaceae. The record is from the annotation of a GenBank genome assembly.